AAAUGAAUGAUUUGCUGCUCUGGUUGUAGACAGCGGCCGGUUGGUAUGUGUUUAGCGGCAAACUGAAGCUACGGCGUUAACGGAUAACAGAGGAAAAGAUUAAAGAAAAAUUCAGAUCUACACACAAAAAACAAACCGGAUUAAGAACCAGCUUCCAGCAAUGCAAUUGACUUUGUGCGAGUCCACCACCACGACGGAAGCAGGGGUGAUGGAGCCUCCCAGAGCAGCCGGCUUCCUGGAGUCAUCUUGUGUUACGGGGGACAGCGCAGCUUCGCUUGAUGACGGCAUUGUGGACACAGCAAAUGAGUCUUCAGAGGAAGAGUCCACAGGGGAAAGGGAAGAGGAGGCUGGCGCCCAGGAUGCAGCCACCUGCAGCAGCAGCACCAAGACUAGAGAGUACCCUGCUGAGAACAGCUCAAACACACACACAGUGAGCGCCCAGCGCCCAGACUCCCUGUCGGUGCCAGCGGCAGCAGAGCCCCUUCUGUGGACGACGCAGUGCGAUGGAGAGGUGAAACUGAGGUUGGAGGACUCUGGUCUGGCUGCCGAACCCCCUUUGACAGUGAACCAGAUGUUCACGUCAGCUGUGGAGCGCUUUGGUGAUUAUACAGCUUUGUGCUGGAAGGACGGCGACCAGCAGAAAAGCCUGAAAUACAAAGAAUACUACCAGAUGUGCCGCAAUGCUGCCAAAAGCUUCCUGAAGCUCGGACUGGAACGCUACCACGGCGUCGGGAUCCUGGGCUUCAACUCCACCGAGUGGUUCGUCGCUGACAUCGGAGCCAUUUUGGCAGGUGGGUUCGCUGUGGGCAUCUACACCACCAACUCUCCUGAAGCCUGCCAGUAUGUAGCAGAAAACAGCAAGGCUAAUAUCAUUGUGGUGGAGAACCACAAACAGCUGCAGAAAAUCCUUCAGAUUGAAGGCAACCUGCCACACUUGAAAGCUAUCAUCCAGUACAAAGAUGCGCUAAAAGAGAAGAGGCCAAAUCUGUACACGUGGGCCGAGUUCUUGGAGCUUGGACGCGAUGAGCCUGACGCUCCUCUCGAUGCGGUCAUCGCCAGCCAGAAGCCCAACCAAUGCUGCUCCCUCAUUUACACCUCAGGAACCACAGGCCAGCCCAAAGGAGUCAUGCUCAGCCAUGACAACUUAACUUGGACCGCCUACUCUACCGGCAAGCAUGUGAAUCUCACAGAGGCCACCCAGUCUCAGGAGGUGGUGGUCAGCUACCUGCCUCUGAGCCACAUUGCAGCUCAGAUGGUCGACAUCUGGAUCACCAUGAAGAUCGGAGCGAUGACUUACUUCGCUCAGCCAGAUGCCCUCAAGGGUUCGCUGGUAGAGACCUUGAAGGAAGCACGUCCAACAGCCUUCAUGGGUGUCCCACGUGUCUGGGAGAAGAUGCAGGAGAAGAUGAAAGCUGUUGGAGCAAAGUCUUCUGCCGUGCGCAGGAAAGUGGCUGCCUGGGCCAAAGAUGUGGGUCUGCGCACCAAUCUGAGCAAGAUGAACCAAAAUGCAACACCAGGGGGCACUUCUGUCAGCUAUCAAAUAGCCAAACAGCUUGUGUUCAAGAAGGUGCGUAAGGCGCUGGGCCUGGACCGCUGCACCAAGUGUUACACAGGCGCCGCCCCCAUCACCAAAGAUACUCUAGAGUUCUUCCUCAGCCUCAAUAUUACUCUCUUUGAACUGUACGGCAUGAGUGAGAGCAGCGGCCCUCACACCAUCUCCCGCCGCGAUGCCUUCAAGCUCACCAGUUGUGGCGUAGAGAUCCCAGGGUGCAAAACAAAGCUGCACAACAAAGACGAGGAGGGAAAUGGUGAGAUCUGCUUUUGGGGUCGUCACGUCUUCAUGGGUUACCUCAAUAUGCCCGACAAGACGGCGGAGGCUCUGGAUGCAGAGGGCUGGCUGCACUCAGGUGACCUGGGCAAACAAGAUGAGAAUGGAUUACUCUUCAUCACUGGACGGAUUAAAGAGCUGAUCAUCACAGCAGGAGGUGAGAACAUUCCUCCCGUCCCUAUAGAGGAUGAGGUGAAGGAGGCCGUGCCGCUGAUUAGCAACGCCAUGCUGAUUGGCGACAAGAGGAAGUUUCUGUCUAUGCUGCUCACAAUCAAGUGCCAAGUGAACCUUGACACGGGCGAUCCAGAGGACGAGCUGACACCGGAAGCUUUGGAGUUGUGCAAGCAGCUGGGCAGCAAGGCCACACGGGUGUCUGAGAUCGCAGGCGGCCGAGACCCCGCAGUCCAAGCCGCCAUCCAGGAGGGAAUCAACAGAGUCAACGAGAAGGCCACUUCCAACGCUCAGCGUAUUCAGAAGUGGGUCGUUCUGGAUCGGGACUUCUCUGUUGCCGGAGGAGAGCUGGGCCCCACCAUGAAGCUGAAGCGGCCAAUGGUGGUAAAGAUGUACAAGGAGCAGAUUGAUAACUUUUAUAAGGACCUGGCAUCUCCAGCAACCCCAGACAACCCGCUGCCACCCAAAUAGACCUGCUGCACCUGCUGGGAGAUCAGGACCGACUGCAUGAGCGUGCAGAUACACCCCCUCCACAUCAUUCCCGCCUCUCCCUGCUGCUGUGUUCCAACUGUAUACAUGUUUUUUUUUUUUUUUUACUGCCUUAAGUAGUGCUCAGUGUCUCGUUGUACAGAACAGAUUGCCAAAUGGAAGAAACGAGAGGUUAAAUUCAGCUAUUUAUUUGUAUUUUCUGAAAGAACCGUAAUGACGUAGCAGCAGCUUUAUGUAAGGAGUUGUGUAGUGGACUGUAAUACUUGACACGCAGAGACAGAGACUCUCUCUCUCAAAAAAAAAAAAGCAAGUUACUGGAAUGUUUUAAAGGAAUCGUUUGUAUUUGUUUUUGGUUUACCAAAGUUUAUGUUUGCCAAAUGAGCAUCAGAUGAACUGAAAUUCCAUAAUCACGAGCUGCUUUCUGGCAUUUCCACGUCUUUGGUGUUUCUCUCGCCUUUGAUUUUAUUUUUGUUUGUGUUCUAAAUGUUAAAAGGGUUCUGCGGUUGAAUUUAAGCUAUCUUUCUCACCAUGUCAUUAAGCCAUAUCUAUUGCUUUUUGGUAUAUGUCAGGUAUUUUGAUUUGUGCUGACUCAUUUUUGUGUAAUAUUGUAAAUAUGUUUUACCUCCUUGUUUCUUUUGGCUUUCAUUUUUUUUUUUUCCCCAGCCAUUGCAAUAUGUCAGAAAUCAGUUUUUGCACUCACUUGGGAACGAAGUAAAAUUGUACAUAAGUUAUAGGGCUAUAUGUCAGUUUAUGGCAAAUGUAUCAGCUGCUUACAGCUCGUUCUUGCUGGCCUGUUGCCGCGUCCAUAAGUAUCAUGUAAAUGUUGAGGUUUUAAGAUGACACAUUAAUGUCCUUCUUAACGAUGUCACACAAAUUGGUGAGCUGUAAAAUUGUAAGCUGUUCUUGCACUCCAGACAGGUGAUCUUUGUACAUCUUGUAAUAAUAGUAUAUAGCAGGUGUUUGAGAUGCACUCCCAAUGGAGGCAAACUGAAGGUUGGUUUGCUCGUUAUGGUUCAUUCACAUUAAGUUUUUGUGCGUUUUGUUUUGUUUGAAGGAUAAAUAAGGAAAUGACGGUGAUUCAGAGGGUCAGGGUGAGUGAGUCUGAGCUGAUGGAACACAUCAAAUGGCCUUUUUAGUUUAGUUAUCUCAAAAAGUGCAAUACACCAAAUGUCAAUGUACUUGCAUUAUGAGAAUCUUAGCAGCAAAUGGCUCAGUGAGCGCUCACAAGACCCCUGACAGAAAACUGGAUUUACCUGAACCUAAGAGCUGUUUAAUCUCAAAUAUAUCAGGGUUAAAAGAAAAUAUGUUCAGUGCAGCAGGAGAAGAGUGAAGCAGGCCUGUUUGUACCUAUGAAAAUGUGAAUAUUUGUCAGACCAAAUAUGGAAUAAAAAUUCAUUACACACUU
Messenger RNA from Archocentrus centrarchus (flier cichlid), 3893 nucleotides. RefSeq names its product acyl-CoA synthetase bubblegum family member 2 (gene acsbg2). The coding region runs from base 161 to 2470 and encodes 769 amino acids. The transcript is spliced from 15 exons. Gene Ontology annotation, cellular component: membrane; endoplasmic reticulum. The record is from RefSeq and is a predicted model, not a curated record. Lineage: Eukaryota; Metazoa; Chordata; Actinopteri; Cichliformes; Cichlidae. Gene Ontology annotation, molecular function: long-chain fatty acid-CoA ligase activity.